This is a messenger RNA of Acaulospora morrowiae, 750 nucleotides long. Lineage: Eukaryota; Fungi; Glomeromycota; Glomeromycetes; Diversisporales; Acaulosporaceae. The record is from the annotation of a GenBank genome assembly.
AUGAGUUCAAUUGGAACUGGUUAUGAUCUUUCUGUGUCCACAUACUCUCCAGACGGUCGCGUUUUUCAAGUUGAAUAUGCGGCAAAGGCUGUAGACAAUAGCGGCACAGUGAUCGGUCUGCGCGUCAAAGACGGUGUCGUACUUGCUGUCGAAAAACUUGUACAAUCAAAAUUAUUAGUACCCGGCUCGAACCGCCGUAUUCAAACUGUUGACACACACAUUGGAAUCGCCACAGCUGGAUUGUUAGCAGAUGGCCGUCAUAUCGUCAACUGUGCAAGGGACGAGGCACAAAGUUAUCGGAAUGUGUACAAAUCCCAAAUUCCUGGAAAGAUCAUUGCCGACAGAGUAGGUCAGUAUGUGCAGGCCUACACAUUAUAUUCCAGUGUUCGACCGUUUGGCAGUAGUGCUAUAAUCGGAACUUUUGACAAAGACGGCCCACAACUUUUCAUGGUUGAACCAUCCGGGGUAUACUGGGGUUACCACGGCUGCGCGAUUGGUAAAGGGAAGCAAGUUGCAAAGACAGAAAUUGAGAAACUCCAGCUCUCCGAGAUGUCGGUUCUAGACGCCGUCAAGGAGGCUGCCCGAAUCAUUUACACCGUUCACGAUGAAGCGAAAGACAAAGAUUUUGAAUUGGAAUUGAGUUGGGUCAGCGAGGGAAAUAAGAGGCAUCAAUUUGUACCCAGCGACCUCGCGGCCGAAGUGGAACGAUUAGCAAAGGAAUCGCUCAAUGAGGAAAUGGAAGAUGACUAA